Messenger RNA from Thermochaetoides thermophila DSM 1495, 543 nucleotides. Its product is annotated as putative ADP-ribosylation factor. The coding region runs from base 1 to 543 and encodes 180 amino acids. Gene Ontology annotation, biological process: vesicle-mediated transport; intracellular protein transport. Lineage: Eukaryota; Fungi; Ascomycota; Sordariomycetes; Sordariales; Chaetomiaceae. Gene Ontology annotation, cellular component: Golgi apparatus; cytoplasm. The record is from RefSeq and is a predicted model, not a curated record. The transcript is spliced from 4 exons. Gene Ontology annotation, molecular function: GTP binding; GTPase activity.
AUGGGCCAAAGUAUCUCUUGGCUGUCCAGCUUGUUCUGGUCCAAGAAGGAAAUUCGGAUUCUCAUCCUCGGUCUGGACAAUGCUGGCAAGACGACGCUUCUCUAUAGGCUCAAAAUUGGCGAAGUAGUGACAACGAUCCCCACCAUUGGGUUCAAUGUCGAGUCCGUGACAUACAAGAACCUUAACUUUAACGUAUGGGAUCUCGGAGGGCAAACUAGCAUCAGGCCCUACUGGAGAUGCUACUAUGCCAACACUGCGGCAGUCAUCUUUGUCGUCGAUUCCACCGAUAUCGAGCGGCUGCAGACGGCUGCGGACGAAUUGGCUGCCAUGUUGAAUGAGGAGGAGCUCAAAGAUGCCGCCCUCUUAGUGUUUGCAAAUAAGCAGGAUCAGCCUGGUGCUAAGGGCGCUGCAGAUAUCUCUCAAGCUCUCAGGCUUGGUGAAUUAAGGGAUAGGAACUGGAGUAUCAUGGCUUGCAGUGCUGUGGAAGGCACGGGCAUCACAGAAGGCAUGGACUGGUUGGCGCAAACCGUUGCGCAGGAUUAG